AAUGUGAGUGUGAGAGUGAGUGUAGCAUCAGUAAACUAAGACCUUAUCGAUGGCACUUCUUCACCCAAAUCUUCUUCCAACCUUCAAUUCCAAAGCUUUAACCUUUCCCUCCGUCAAAUUCAAACCCUCUCUCUCCUUCCCCCUCUCACGCUCCCACCGGCCUCCUCUAACCACCCCCACGCGCUUCACCCUCGCCGCUUCCGCCGCGGAAACCGUCGUUGCCCAAGAAGAAGCCCCGCCCACUCCCCAACCCGAGAAGCUUGGAGUGGUUGUGAAGGCACCAGAGAAGCCGAGACUUGUGUUGAAGUUCAUUUGGAUGGAGAAGAACAUUGGAAUUGCACUUGACCAGACGAUACCGGGGCAUGGCACCAUUCCCCUGAGCCCGUAUUACUUUUGGCCCAGAAAAGAUGCUUGGGAAGAGCUCAAGGAGUUGCUUGAAAGCAAGCCUUGGAUCUCCCAAAAGCAGAUGAUUAUUCUACUCAAUCAAGCCACUGAUAUCAUCAAUUUGUGGCAGCAGAGUGGUGGCAACUUAUCCUGACCUCAAUUCUGCUUUUCGAACAUAUUUCAAACAUUUUUUGCUCUUGUAUUAUUGGGUUGGGGUAAUCGGUGAUGUUUUGUAAUAAUAAGAUGUUUCCCAUUUUAAUGUUCAUGUUGUUCUGUUGUAUGUUCUUUAUCUGGUUUUGUAUACCGACAUGUGUUUAACUAAUAUUACUAUUAAUCAACUUAUCCCAAAGUUCUCUCCA
Molecule: messenger RNA, 743 nt
Organism: Vigna unguiculata (cowpea)
Lineage: Eukaryota; Viridiplantae; Streptophyta; Magnoliopsida; Fabales; Fabaceae
Gene: PSRP3/1
Product: Ribosomal protein PSRP-3/Ycf65
Biological process (GO): translation
Cellular component (GO): ribosome
Molecular function (GO): structural constituent of ribosome
Source: RefSeq, a predicted model, not a curated record